Cladocopium goreaui is the source of this 727-nucleotide messenger RNA. NCBI's taxonomy places the organism in Eukaryota, Dinophyceae, Suessiales, Symbiodiniaceae. The record is from the annotation of a GenBank genome assembly.
GUGGUGGUUCCAAGUUGCGCAGUGGUCAUUGAAGGAGUCUUCUUCUGCGCGAACGAUCCCCCAACGAAAGGGGAGGAACGCUUUGAAGAUUGGCAAGAUGAAUUGGAAGUGAUUCCAUAUGGUAUUGAAAGGUUCGGCAUUGAUGAGAAGAUCGAAUUGGAGAGAGAUUGCGCUGGGCAGAAAGACGAUGAACUGCAGGAAGAACGCAGGGGCACAGCUGCCCAGACUUCACCAGAGAAACUUCUUUCUGCCGACCUGCCGUGUCAGCCGAAGCGCCGUGCGCGACGCGCGCGACGUGCGCAACGUCGUGCCGGAGGUGGAACAGGGGACGUUGGGUGAGCAGUGGCUGGAUGUGGGGAGUGGCAACUGCGGUGGCGAAGCACCAUUUGUGGAGUCGUGGGAGGAGACCUCCUCCAUCCGAUGUCACUAAACCUUCCCCGUGUAUCGUAUGGCGAUAGUGACUGCCUGGGAUUUGAUGGCAGUGACACCUGAAGGCAGAGCAGGCCCGUGAUGGUCAUAUGGAUCCCAUGCAUAGCUCACACGGCUGAUCUGCUUCGCUGAGAAAGGGACGGGGAUUUCGGCUGGGAAGGGAUCGAGCGAAUCGAGCCGUUGCAAUCGUUAGAUUGUCUGCCAGGACAACCCCGGCACCAAGAUCAUUCGGCAAUCUAUGGGUUCCAGGAUCAAACAUCCCAGCUCAGACCCUCUUAGACCACAUGGACCAUAGACC